This is a messenger RNA of Microtus oregoni (creeping vole), 1887 nucleotides long. It is a transcript of the gene Mfsd1, whose product is annotated as major facilitator superfamily domain containing 1. Gene Ontology annotation, molecular function: transmembrane transporter activity. Gene Ontology annotation, cellular component: lysosome. Lineage: Eukaryota; Metazoa; Chordata; Mammalia; Rodentia; Cricetidae. Gene Ontology annotation, biological process: transmembrane transport. The record is from RefSeq and is a predicted model, not a curated record. The transcript is spliced from 16 exons. The coding region runs from base 73 to 1467 and encodes 464 amino acids.
CGCACGCGGUCACGUGAGCGUCAUCUCUCCAGCCUUGCUUUUGCUUCCCGCUCCGUUCCGAGCUACAGUCCGAUGGAGGAGGAGGAUGAGGAGGCGCGGGCGCUGCUUGGGGACCGGCCCGAGGGGGAUAGCGCGGUCCGGGGCGCCCCGCGCGCUCUGUCCGCGCUCUGCGACCCCAGCCACCUGGCGCACCGGCUCGUGGUGCUCCUGCUGAUGUGCUUCCUCGGCUUCGGUAGCUACUUUUGCUAUGACAGCCCCGCUGCCCUCCAGACUCAAAUUAAACGGGACAUGCAAGUGAAUACCACGAAAUUCAUGCUGCUGUAUGCCUGGUAUUCUUGGCCCAAUGUAGUCUUGUGUUUCUUGGGUGGCUUUUUGAUAGACCGAAUAUUUGGAAUACGAUGGGGCACGGUUAUUUUCAGCUGCCUUGUUUGCGUUGGGCAGGUUAUUUUUGCUCUGGGUGGAAUAGUUAAUGCGUUUUGGCUGAUGGAGUUUGGGAGGUUUGUGUUUGGAAUUGGAGGAGAGUCCUUAGCAGUUGCCCAGAACACAUACGCCGUGAGUUGGUUUAAAGGCAAAGAAUUAAAUCUGGUGUUUGGACUCCAACUCAGCAUGGCCAGAAUUGGAAGCACAGUGAACAUGAACCUCAUGGGAUGGCUGUAUACUAAAAUCGAGACUUCAUUGGGCACCGCUGGCCACCUGACCCUGGGAGUGACACUCAUGAUUGGGGGUGUAACGUGCAUUCUUUCACUAAUCUGCGCCCUGGUCCUUGCCUAUUUGGAUCGGAGAGCAGAGAAAAUCCUUCAUAAAGAGCAAGGAAAAACAGGUGAAGUCAUUAAGCUAACUGACAUAAAGGACUUCUCCUUGCCCCUGUGGCUGGUCUUCCUCAUCUGUGUCUGUUACUACGCAGCGGUGUUCCCGUUCAUCGGCCUGGGCAAAGUUUUUUUCAUAGAGAAAUUUGGAUUUUCUCCCCAGUCAGCAAGUGCAAUUAACAGUAUCGUGUAUGUCAUAUCAGCUCCCAUGUCCCCAAUAUUCGGACUCCUGGUGGACAAAACUGGGAAGAACGUCAUCUGGGUCCUGUGUGCAGUAGCUACCACUCUCGUGUCCCACAUGAUGCUGGCCUUCACCUUCUGGAACCCGUGGAUUGCUAUGUGUCUCCUGGGACUCUCUUACUCAUUGCUUGCCUGUGCUUUGUGGCCAAUGGUGGCAUUUGUAGUUCCGGAACACCAGCUGGGAACUGCGUACGGGUUCAUGCAAUCCAUUCAGAACCUCGGGCUGGCCGUCAUUUCCAUCCUUGCUGGCAUGAUACUGGAUUCUCGGGGAUACUUGCUUUUGGAGGUUUUCUUCAUUGCCUGUGUUUCUUUGUCACUUUUAGCCGUGGUCUGCCUGUAUUUGGUGAAUCGUGCCCGAGGUGGGAAUCUAAAUUAUUCUGCAAAACAAAGGGAAGAAUUGAAACUUUCUCAUACCGAAUAGCACCCUGAAAUGACUGUCUUGAGAACGGGCAGCGUGCAUCCCUGAUUGGAAACCUUCAUGAAGAUCUUUCUCUUUUUACAAAACAGUUAUUUAGAAAAAUAUCAGAGUGGAAAAUAUAUUUAUAUUUCAACUAUACCUACAAAAAGUGUGUUCCUGUAGACCACUUUAGCCUGUGGUUUUUAUAGCAUGAGUUACUAAAGAAUUCUAAUCAACAGGGAACACUUAGGAAAUUGGUCUGGAACGUUCAACCAGAUUUAAGAAGGACCAGACGCAGUGGUCGGUCUGCAUAUUCUAUUGGGGUAGUUUUUAGUACCUGCAUUUUCAGGGUGAACAUUUUCUAUGUAUUAUAAAAGGGAAAAGAAAUAUGAGGGAUGGUAGAGAAGGCUGUUACAUAUAGAAUAAAUGACAUUUUCGCAGUCA